Paecilomyces variotii is the source of this 3024-nucleotide messenger RNA. RefSeq lists its product as hypothetical. The transcript is spliced from 2 exons. Gene Ontology annotation, biological process: clathrin coat disassembly; clathrin-dependent endocytosis. The coding region runs from base 238 to 3012 and encodes 924 amino acids. The record is from RefSeq and is a predicted model, not a curated record. Gene Ontology annotation, cellular component: cytoplasm; vesicle; intracellular membrane-bounded organelle. Gene Ontology annotation, molecular function: clathrin binding. Lineage: Eukaryota; Fungi; Ascomycota; Eurotiomycetes; Eurotiales; Thermoascaceae.
AGAACCACCAUCGUCAUUUCUGCAGUGAACAGCGCGUGUCGAUCGAUUGAUCCAGCCUUUGUGCAAGCAUUCUAUCACCUGGUUAUGUCUCACUAGGUGGAUGACUCAUUUUCGCCUUGUGGCAGUUUGAGCAGGUGUACGGACACGCAGCGCUUUGCGGUGGUCCUCCUAGAGCGUCCCGACACUGAAGCUCCACGACCAUAAUACGGUCUUGCUUGCACGGAACGCUCGUCCGUCAUGGAGGACUUGAGUGGUCUGAGCUGGACUCCCGGCUCGAACGAAGCAACGAAACCGCCCCCGAUGACUUCCAGUUCUCUCUUCUCGACCAUGCGGUCAACUCCCCUCUCCGGACGUUCUACUCCACUCUCUGGGCCCUCUGGUCCCUCCGGCCCCUCAAAUCCACCUUCUAAGCCUACUACGCCUGCAAACGAUAGCUUCGCCAAUCUCGUCUCUUUCAACGCCUCCAACCCUGACAAGAACCUUUCUCUAGCGGAGCGUCAGAAGCGGUUGCAAGAAGAAAGAGCAAAACAGGAAGCAGAGAAGAGACAACGCUGGGAGGCACAAUAUGGCGGGAAUAACGCGCGAUUUUGGGAUAGUCUUGGACAAGGUGAAGGCAGUCCAGCAACUGUCGGAGCUCCCCAGCCAAGUGCACCACCGAAGAUACAACCGACUGAGGAAGAUGAAGACGAUAUCCUUGCUGCCUUCAAGGCCUCUGCGCCUGUAGAUGCGUCGACCAACUUUCCAAUUCCUAGUUCUACGUCGUCACCAGCACCAGUAUCGAUGACUCCCGCUUCCGGUUUCGCUCCAACAGCUCAGAACGACAAUAUGUCUUUUCUCGACGACGACGAUCCAUUCGGUCUUGGACAGAUGAGCUCAAAGCCAGCUGCUACACCAAAGUCGACGACACAAGAAACCACGGAUACAGACGAUGAUUUCCUAGGAGACCUUGCCAAGCCCGUAUCGGAGUUUUCGUCCAUACAGGCACAUCGGAGUUCAAGCCAAACGCCUGUUAAGGAGGAGACCAAGGAUAUCCCGAAGCCCGCGGAUGGUGUCGACCGAGCUGUGGCGGAGCUGGUGGAUAUGGGAUUCCCGGCAGAGAAAGCACGCCAAGCCUUGAGCAGUACCGACUCUGGUAUGGAUGUCCAGGCAGCAGUCGGCUGGCUUCUAAACCAAGCUCACGCCGAAUCGCGAGAGAAGGCUAGAGCCAGAGAUGGUGGAGCGAGCUCUUUUGAUCAGCGCGAACGGGGCAGGGAUCGGAGUCAACGACGAGGCCAUGACGAGCCAGCUUGGUCAAGAGGCAGCGACAGAUCUGAUUUCUCAGGAACGCGCGAUGAUCGCCGAAGCCCUGCGACAGCAGAAAGGGAUGCUGCGCACAUAGCGGCUAAUUUUGGCAACAGCCUUUUCAAGACCGCGAAUUCUCUUUGGAAAACUGGAAGCAAGAAGUUCCAACAGGCUGUUCAAGAACUCAACUCCGAUCAUGAUCCAAAUCAACCCCGAUGGAUGAGAGAUGCAUCUGUCGCAGGGGAGCAUCGACGUUCGUCGCCUCGGCCUCGAGCGGAUCAUCUUGACGGCAGUAGAGCGCAACGCGAAGCCCAGCCAGAAGUUGAUCGCAGUCGCCCAGAACAGUUCACUGACGAGGCACUCCUUCUAGAAGCAAGCGAAGGCCCACCUACUCGCCAUCGUACACGUCCUAAGGCUGAUGCUCAACCGGUUCGGGAAAGUCACGAGCUCCCUUUGAACUCGAAGAAUCCUUUCAGUCACCCGGAAAGACGUGCCCCUCAGCCUGCUUUCGCACAACAACGGCCUCAGGCAAGUGAUAGUAGAUCUCGUCUGAGCCGUGCUGCCGUGGAGGAACAAUCAACUCAGGCGUAUAUCAGUCCUGCCAGAAGAAGACGUCCUGCCACAGAACAACAGGCCUCUAGUCCCAAUGUUGAUCUGUUCGAUAGUCCUGGUCCAUCCCAGGUUCCUCGCCCACAAGGAUCAGCUGCAACCCCUCCCAUCCAAGCUUCACGUCCCUCGAAGCCAUCAGCGCCGCUCCCCGCGAAGCCAAAAGCUCCUCCCCGAUCAAUACCCCAGGUAUCCUCUUCGGUGCUCAUGUCCUCACAUCAGUAUCGCCAAAAGGGGACGGAGGCUUUUAAGCGUGGUGACUAUGCUGCCGCACAUGAGGCGUUUGCCGCAGCUGUGUCAGGUCUUCCGGAUAAGCACCCGGUUACCAUUGUCCUUCUCAGCAACCGCGCUAUGACUGCUUUGAAAAUUGGAGAACCUAAAUCUGCUAUUGAUGACGCAGAUACGAUCCUAUCCAUAAUAGGCCCAUCGAAAGGAGAAGCGGAAUCAAUAGAUAUGGGCAAUGGCGAGCCAAGCAAGCCUAUGAGGGACUUCUACGGAAAGGCACUGAUGCGCAAGGCCGAGGCACUAGAACAGCUCGAGCGUUGGGAAGAUGCAGCCAGAGUAUGGAAACAGGCUGUUGAGACAGGUCAUGGAGGCAGCACCAGUAUCCAAGGCCGUAACAGGUGCGAAAAAGCGGCUGGUAUCAGCAAGCCUACUCCUAGACCUGCUUCGCGGCCAGUUCAGCCAAAGAAACCGGCCUCUAGGCCCUCUGCUCUCAGUGACCUCGCAGGGCCAUCGACCACCGCAGCAGCUUCUGGUGAAGCAGUUACACGCUUACGAGCAGCUAACGCAGAGGCUGAUCGUGCUGAUGAAGAGAAGCUCGCUCUUACGGACAGUGUCGAUGCGAAAAUCGCGGCAUGGAAGGGCGGAAAACAAGAUAACCUGCGUGCUCUACUGGGCAGCCUCGACAAUGUCCUGUGGCCAGAAGCUGGCUGGAAGAAAGUCAACCUGUCCGAGUUGGUCCUGCCGAAUAAAGUCAAGAUACAGUACAUGAAAGGUAUUGCAAAGGUGCAUCCUGACAAGAUUCCUACCAGCGCAACAAUAGAGCAACGUAUGAUCGCCGGCGCCGUCUUCAGCGCGCUCAAUGAAGCGUGGGACAAAUUCAAGAAAGAGAACAACCUUUGAUCUACGCUGCAU